AUCUGUGUUUUGAAUAACUAUACGCCAAUAUUCGAAUUGGCACGAAGUUCGAUUUUUCGUCUGGAGAAAUUCAGUCUCGUUAUUGUGAGAGUUCAAAAAUAAGAAAGUUGCCUUGUUGUAGUACUCUAGCCGAUAAACAUGACGGAACAGACGAACGGUGAAACCAAAAAGAGCGACUCAGAUGUUGUUCAGCCGAAGAAUAUGGACUUGAGUAGCGCAAUAGCCACUGCGGUAAAUCAUGUCCUAGAUGGUUACGACUGGUCUUUAAUUCCACUACCUGUGAGAGUAAAUGGUGGACAUAAACAUAAACCGCACGUGAAGAGACCCAUGAACGCUUUUAUGGUCUGGGCGCAAGCAGCUAGAAGAAAAUUAGCUGAUCAGUAUCCCCAUCUACACAACGCUGAACUGAGCAAAACGCUAGGGAAACUUUGGAAACUGCUCAACGAUGCUGAGAAGAAACCGUUCAUCGAAGAGGCCGAGAGACUCAGGCUGAAACAUAAGAGAGAGCAUCCCGAUUAUAAAUAUCAGCCACGAAGAAAGAAGCAAAAAGGCAACGGAGGUCCUGAUCAACCGGAGGCAACAAUCUCAGCUGAUGAUCUGUUGAAAGUCUUAAAAGGUGAUACCCAACUGAUGCCCAAAUCAGGAUGCAGCCAAGACGGCAACUGCGCGAGUCCAGAAAGUAGUUUAAGCGGUGAAGAAGCCAGUAGCCCAGGUUCCAGUUGUUCAGCCACUUCACCGCCAACCACGCCGACUGCCACUGUCAAGUUGGAAGGUGGAUUGAAAUUCUCUGAGGCGAGCGUGGCGGACCAUGAAAUCCACGGUCCUUCUUCCAGCUUUGCCGCGUGCCCGAAGAAAACAGAGCCGAACGGAAGCAGUGACAGCAACAGCAAUAACGCGCUUGAUUUUCACGUUGAAAUGGGUGACCUAACCACAGAUCUAAUGGUGGACACUACAGAAUUCGAUCAAUACCUGCACUCAUACACUCAGCCACUGCUCUCAAACCCUCCUUCCUCAGCUUCAUCGGUAACCUUCACUUCUCACGGCUUCACUCAAACGCACGGAGCGUCCAAGUUCGUGACAAAUAACAAUUCUGUCUCGUCCAGCUACACAGAAUUUAUGGAGCAAUUGCAGAAGCUUCCUUCCUCGUACCCGCCGAAUCAAGUCGCUCCCUCGGCUCUGCAGCAGAGGAACCAACCUGACAAUGGCGCGUUCCAAUUCUCGUUCGGCGACACCGAAGUAAGUGGAAACAGCUCUCGACCGUUCACAAUUUCCGAUGUCCCUUCAAUUGUUAUUCCUGCUUCGACAACCUCUGCAGCGCAGAACCCGCAGUCAUCUCCUUCCCGUAUGCACACGCUUGUUUGGAAAUGA
Pocillopora meandrina is the source of this 1368-nucleotide messenger RNA. The record is from the annotation of a GenBank genome assembly. Lineage: Eukaryota; Metazoa; Cnidaria; Anthozoa; Scleractinia; Pocilloporidae.